AUGAAUACGGCAUGGAAUAGGCUUAGAGGUCGUAAGGAAUUCAAGGUUAUUCAGGGCUGGAUUCGAGCGACUGAGGUCACUCAAGAAGAACAUCGGAAAGGCUAUGCACAUCCGCAUUUUCAUGUGCUGCUUAUGGUUCCGUCUUCGUAUUUCAAGACUUCUAAAUACAUCACUCAUGAUCGUUGGCUUGAGCUGUGGCAGGAAGCUAUGCGUGACCCAUCAAUCACUAACGUUAAUAUUCGCACAGUAAAACCACGGAAGCCUAAAGAGGGUGAAACGGUUGUAGAUAGUACCGUUCAGGCAUUGGAGGCGAGUGGUGGUGUUUCUGAAACGCUGAAAUAUAGCGUUAAACCAUCGGACAUGAUUAGUGACCCAGAUUGGUUUUUAGAGAUGACACGGCAGGUUCAUAAAAAGCGCUUUCUGGCGACAGGGGGAGCAUUGAAAGACAUGCUCAAGGAAACCGAAGAAAGCGAAGAAGAUCUUUUGCUGAAAAGCGAAGAUGACAGCAGUACGGAAAUUUUAUCCGAUGGAUAUCUUUAUGCGUUCAACUGGCGAUCUGAUGAUCGGAUGUAUCGAAGAUAUGAAAAAGGGGAUGUGUUCCCUACGGUGGAUGAAUGA
This is a messenger RNA of Nicrophorus vespilloides, 618 nucleotides long. Its product is annotated as replication protein-like. Gene Ontology annotation, molecular function: DNA binding. Bases 1 to 618 code for a protein of 205 amino acids. Gene Ontology annotation, biological process: DNA replication. The record is from RefSeq and is a predicted model, not a curated record. Lineage: Eukaryota; Metazoa; Arthropoda; Insecta; Coleoptera; Silphidae. The transcript has a single exon.